Molecule: messenger RNA, 362 nt
Organism: Acaulospora morrowiae
Lineage: Eukaryota; Fungi; Glomeromycota; Glomeromycetes; Diversisporales; Acaulosporaceae
Source: the annotation of a GenBank genome assembly
CACCUAUGGCUUCAUGUCAAUCUUUAAAUGUUAUAGAAGCUGGAUUACGUGAUAUUAUGCAAAAUUCAGUUCCUUUUGGUGGAAAAAUUAUAAUCCUUGGUGGAGAUUUCCAGCAAGUCCUUCCAAUUAUACGACAUGGAUCACAAGAUGAAAAGAAAUUUUCAAAAUGGCUUCUUCAGUUAGGUGAUGGAUCAUUACCUACAGUUAAUGGCGAAAUACAACAACCACCAGAAUGUAUUAUAUCAGGAAAUUUGAUAACCGAUAUAUUUGGUAAACAAAUUAAAGAAGAGGAUCUUAAAAUUCUUUAUGAGAAAGUUAUUCUUUGCGCCAUAAACAAAGAUUGUCUUACCUUAAAUGAAGAA